GCCACACACGGCGCCCGGCGUUCAGGAAGAGGAGCGGCAGCGGAGGCGGCGGCCACAGCGGCGGGCGGGCACCAGAAAGGCCCGGGUCGAAAAGCCUGGGAGGGCCGCCGACCUACCCCCGGAGGAGGAGCCAGUCGGAGCCCAAGGCGCCACCGCCGCCGAAGCCGCGCGGAGCAGCUUUCGCCUUCAUGGCCCACUCACCGGUGGCGGUCCAAGUGCCGGGGAUGCAGAAUAAUAUAGCCGACCCAGAAGAACUGUUCACAAAAUUAGAGCGCAUUGGAAAAGGCUCCUUUGGAGAAGUUUUCAAAGGAAUUGAUAACCGUACCCAGCAAGUGGUUGCUAUUAAAAUCAUAGACCUCGAGGAGGCCGAGGAUGAAAUUGAAGACAUUCAGCAAGAAAUAACUGUUUUGAGUCAAUGCGACAGCUCAUAUGUAACGAAAUACUAUGGAUCAUAUUUAAAGGGCUCAAAAUUGUGGAUAAUCAUGGAAUACCUGGGUGGUGGUUCGGCACUGGAUCUUCUGCGAGCUGGUCCAUUUGAUGAGUUCCAGAUUGCGACCAUGCUAAAAGAAAUUUUGAAAGGUCUGGACUACCUGCAUUCAGAAAAGAAAAUUCACCGAGACAUAAAAGCUGCCAAUGUCUUGCUCUCAGAACAAGGAGAUGUCAAACUUGCUGAUUUUGGAGUUGCUGGCCAGCUGACAGAUACACAAAUUAAAAGAAACACCUUUGUGGGAACACCAUUUUGGAUGGCUCCUGAAGUUAUUCAGCAGUCAGCUUAUGACUCAAAAGCUGACAUUUGGUCCCUGGGAAUCACCGCUAUUGAACUAGCCAAGGGAGAGCCACCGAACUCUGAUAUGCAUCCAAUGAGGGUUCUGUUUCUUAUCCCAAAAAACAAUCCUCCAACUCUUGUCGGAGACUUUACUAAAUCCUUUAAGGAGUUUAUUGAUGCUUGCCUGAACAAAGAUCCAUCAUUUCGUCCUACAGCUAAAGAACUUCUGAAACAUAAAUUCAUCGUAAAAAAUUCAAAGAAGACUUCUUAUCUGACCGAGCUGAUAGAUCGAUUUAAGAGAUGGAAGGCAGAAGGACACAGUGAUGAUGAAUCUGAUUCUGAAGGCUCUGAUUCGGAAUCCACCACCAGGGAAAAUAAUACUCAUCCCGAAUGGAGCUUUACCACCGUGCGAAAGAAGCCUGAUCCAAAGAAGCUACAGAACGGGGCAGAGCAAGAUCUUGUGCAAACCCUGAGCUGUUUGUCUAUGAUAAUCACACCUGCAUUUGCUGAACUUAAACAGCAGGAUGAGAAUAAUGCUAGCAGGAAUCAGGCAAUUGAAGAACUAGAGAAAAGCAUUGCCGUGGCCGAAGCUGCCUGUCCUGGCAUCACAGAUAAAAUGGUGAAGAAAUUAAUUGAAAAAUUUCAAAAGUGUUCAGCAGAUGAAUCCCCCUAAGAAAUGUCUUGUUAUUGGCUUCUCUUUCAUAUGGACCCAGAGAAACCCACCAAAGCUACUUCAAGCUUAACAAUGCUUAACUCAUGAGCUCCAUGUGCCUUUUGGAUCUUUGCGACAUUGAAGAUUUGAAAGAAGCUAUUCAACUAUUUUGUGAUGGUGUUUAUCAUUUUAUAUUUUAAAGAGAUUAUUUUGUAAGAAAUAACUUUUAAUACUAUAGUUUCAGCUGUAUUCUAGAAAAGGUUGAGAUACAGUUUUGCUUUUAGGUAUCAUUAUUACUUAAGUUACUAGGAUGAAUACCUUUCAUGUUUUGAUCUUUAGUUAACUGUACACUCAUGAAACAUACAGGUAUUUCACAGUCAUCCUAAAUAUUCAACUUUCGUAAGUCAUCAAGCUUCAAAAA
Molecule: messenger RNA, 1839 nt
Organism: Sus scrofa (pig)
Lineage: Eukaryota; Metazoa; Chordata; Mammalia; Artiodactyla; Suidae
Gene: STK26
Product: serine/threonine kinase 26
Biological process (GO): negative regulation of cell migration; protein phosphorylation
Cellular component (GO): Golgi apparatus; cytoplasm
Molecular function (GO): ATP binding; protein serine/threonine kinase activity
Source: RefSeq, marked provisional